Messenger RNA from Micromonas pusilla CCMP1545, 1338 nucleotides. RefSeq lists its product as uncharacterized. Gene Ontology annotation, biological process: proteolysis. The transcript is spliced from 5 exons. Gene Ontology annotation, cellular component: cytoplasm. Gene Ontology annotation, molecular function: metalloaminopeptidase activity. NCBI's taxonomy places the organism in Eukaryota, Viridiplantae, Chlorophyta, Mamiellophyceae, Mamiellales, Mamiellaceae. The coding region runs from base 1 to 1338 and encodes 445 amino acids. The record is from RefSeq and is a predicted model, not a curated record.
AUGGCCGCGGCGACCGACGCCGUCGCCGACGAGAUCCGCGAAAAUCUCCGCGUCGACGACGGCGCCGACGCGGACGCGGACGUGGACGCGGCCGCCGCCGCCGCCGCCGACGACGACGCGGACGACCCCGCGGCGGCGACGGACGCGACCGUUGAGACCGCCGCGAAGAAGAAGAAGAAAAAAAAAAAGAAAAAAAAAAGCGGCGGUGGCGGCGGCGGCGGCGACGGCGCGCGCGGCAGCGGCGCGGCCGGCCAAACCUCCCCGCCGUCGGUCCCGGUCUCGAUCCUCUUCGACGACGUCUUCCCUCCAGGGGAGAUACAGCGGUACCGCGACGACAACCUCUGGCGCGAGACGAGCGAGGAGAAGCGCGAACUCGAGCGCCUGAACGCAAACAUGUACAACGAGGUGCGGCAGUGCGCGGAGGUGCACCGCGAGGUUCGCAAGCACGUCGACGCGUGGGUGCAGCCCGGGAUGAAAUUAAUUGACGUGUGCGAGCGCCUGGAGAACUCGGUGCGAACGCUGAUCCAAGAGCGCGGGCUCGAGGCCGGGAUCGCGUUCCCUACCGGUUGCUCGCGGAACCACGUCGCCGCGCACUGGACCCCGAACGGCGGCGACGAAACCGUUGUCGAGAGAGACGACGUCAUCAAAUUUGAUUUCGGCACGCAAAUCAACGGGCGCAUCAUAGACUGCGCGUUCACGAAGACUUUCACGCCGAGGUACGACCCGCUUCUGCUCGCAGUGAGAGAGGCGACGGAGUGUGGUAUAAAAGAGUCUGGGAUCGACGUCCGGCUGUGCGACAUCGGCGAGGCGAUCGAGGAGGUCAUGGAGUCGCAUCAGAUCGAGCUCGACGGAAAGACGUUCGACGUGAAGUGCUGCCGCAACCUGAACGGGCACUCCAUCGCGCCGUAUCAGAUUCACGCGGGGAAGUCCGUACCGAUUGUGCGCGGCGGAGAGACGACGAAGAUGGAGGAAGGGGAGUUUUAUGCGAUCGAGACGUUCGGGAGCACGGGGAAAGGGUACGUCCGCGAAGACAUGGAAUGCUCGCAUUACAUGAAAAACUACGACGUCGGCCACGUCCCACUGCGGCUGCCGCGCGCGAAGCAGCUCCUUGGGACGAUCGAUCGCAACUUUGGCACGCUCGCGUUUUGCCGUCGGUUCUUAGAUCGCAUCGGGGAGACAAAGUAUCUCAUGGCGCUGAAAAAUUUGUGCGACAACGGGAUCAUACAGCCGUACCCGCCGCUCGUGGACGUAAAGGGAAGCUACGUCGCGCAGUACGAGCACACGAUCAUGCUGCGGCCGACGUGCAAGGAGGUGCUGACGCGCGGGGACGACUAUUAA